AUGGCCGUCACAUUUACUCUGGACGACGUGCGCAAGCACAACAGCAAGGACGAUGUCUGGAUGGUCAUUCACAACAAAGUCUACAACGUCACAACAUACCUCGAAGACCAUCCCGGUGGUUCCAUCAUUCUUCGUGAGGUCGCCGGUACGGAUGCGACCGAGCAGUUUGUGGAGAUCGGACACUCUGUCGAGGCCACCGAUAUCCUAAAAGAGCUCUACGUUGGUGAUUUGGCGGAAGAGGAACAUGCUGAAGAGGUUGAGAUCUUCAGGCCAACAUAUGAAAAGGUCGCUAUGGAGGCCGCUGUCAAGGUCGAAAAAGCCACUGUCAGCAAGGUUAGGAAAAGUGUCAGGAGGACCAUCGCCAUGUCCUCCGUCAUCGCCAGCGUUGGCGCCGUUGGUUUGGCCAAGGGCUGGUGGACCGGUCCCGAAUGGGCUCUCGCCGCCGUCACCACCGCGCAAAAGCCCAUCAACCAGCUCGCCGACUUCAUCCGCUCCAAGUUCGCCCAAAACGGCAGCUCCUCCAAGCUCUUUUGGUGGGGCGUCGGCAUCGCCACCGUCGUCGAGCUCUCCUUGGCCACGGCCGCCACCACCUGGGCGCUCUCCAAGUUCGAGGCCCAAAGGGAGUUCACCCACUUCCCCCGCAGCCGUCCGGCCAAGAAGGAGCGCAAGGUGGCCAUUCUCAAGAUCCCCACCAACUCCACCUCGGGUCCUGCCGUCAAGCCUCCCGUCAAAGUGAUGGACCCGGCCGACUGGCGCAAGUUCAAGCUGGUGCGCAAGGUGUUGGUGUCGCCCAACGUCUACCACCUCGUCUUCGCCCUCCCCCACCCCACCGACGUCCUCGGUCUUCCCACCGGCCAGCACGUCGCCCUCCGCGCGCUCAUCGACGGCAAAUCGGUCUCGCGUUCGUACACCCCCGUCUCCAACAACUCGGACCUCGGCCGCGUCGAGCUGCUCAUCAAGGUCUACGACCAGGGCCUCAUGACCAAGCACCUCGAGCGCAUGGAGAUUGGCGACCAAAUCGAAAUGCGCGGGCCCAAGGGCGCCAUGCAGUACGUGCCCAACAGUUACGCCAAGGAGAUUGGCAUGAUUGCCGGCGGCACGGGUAUCACGCCCAUGUACCAGCUCAUCCGCGCCAUCUGCGAGGACGAGAGCGACAAGACCAAGAUCUCGCUACUGUAUGCCAACAACACCGAGGCGGAUAUCCUGCUGAGGGAGGAGCUCGACGGGUUCGUCAAGGCGUUCCCCGAAAAGCUGUCGGUGCAGUACGUCCUCGGCCAGGCGGACGAGAACUGGACGGGCCUUAGGGGUUUCGUAACUGCCGAUAUGAUCAAGGAUUUCUUGCCUCCUGCGGCGGAUACCACCAAGAUGCUGCUUUGCGGACCUCCUCCUAUGGUGGCUGCCAUGAGCAAGAAUCUGGUUUCUCUUGGGUUCACGGCCCCUGGUACGCUUUCCAAGGCUACCGAUCAGGUGUUUCUGUUUUAA
Molecule: messenger RNA, 1482 nt
Organism: Neurospora tetrasperma FGSC 2508
Lineage: Eukaryota; Fungi; Ascomycota; Sordariomycetes; Sordariales; Sordariaceae
Exons: 3
Coding region: 1-1482 (493 amino acids)
Cellular component (GO): endoplasmic reticulum
Molecular function (GO): oxidoreductase activity; heme binding
Source: RefSeq, a predicted model, not a curated record